This is a messenger RNA of Mus musculus (house mouse), 2598 nucleotides long. It is a transcript of the gene Emx2, whose product is annotated as empty spiracles homeobox 2. Gene Ontology annotation, cellular component: nucleus; axon. Gene Ontology annotation, biological process: cerebral cortex regionalization; regulation of DNA-templated transcription; anatomical structure morphogenesis. Gene Ontology annotation, molecular function: sequence-specific double-stranded DNA binding; DNA binding; DNA-binding transcription factor activity, RNA polymerase II-specific. NCBI's taxonomy places the organism in Eukaryota, Metazoa, Chordata, Mammalia, Rodentia, Muridae. The coding region runs from base 527 to 1288 and encodes 253 amino acids. The record is from RefSeq and is marked validated. The transcript is spliced from 3 exons.
AGGCUUCGGAGGAAGCUGUUUAUGUGAUCCCCGCACUAAUUAGGCUCAUGAACUAACAAAUCGUUUGCACUACUAGUGAAGAAGCGAACACUUCCAUGGAUUGUCCUUGGACUUAGGGCGCCCUGCCCGCCUUUUGCAAAGGAGAGAAAACUUUUUUUUUGCCUCCCCGAAAACCCCCUCCCUGCCUCUAACUCCAAUCUCCCCCCCCCCCACGCCACCUCGCUCAAAAAAAUAUUACCCCAAUCCACGCCUGCAAAUUCUUCUGGAAGGAUUUUCCCCCCUCUCUCCAGGUUGGGCGCGUUUGGUGCAAGAUUCUCGGGAUCUUCGGCUUUGCCUCUCCUCCCCCUCCCCCUCCUUUCCUUUUUCCUUUCCUUUCUUCCUUCCUUCCUUUCCUUACCCCCACCCCCACCCCAAACAAACGAGUCCCCCAUUCUCCUCGGUCCUCGCCGCGGGCAGCGGGCGGCGGAGGCAGCGCGCCGCGGUCGCCGGGAGCAGGGAGCCCAGCGCGCCCGCUCCUCGGCGCAGCAUGUUUCAGCCGGCGCCCAAGCGCUGCUUCACCAUCGAGUCGCUGGUGGCCAAGGACAGUCCCCUGCCUGCCUCGCGCUCCGAGGAUCCCAUCCGUCCCGCGGCACUCAGCUACGCCAAUUCCAGUCCCAUAAAUCCGUUCCUCAACGGCUUCCACUCGGCCGCCGCCGCCGCCGCCGCCGGCAGGGGCGUCUACUCCAACCCGGACUUGGUGUUCGCCGAGGCGGUCUCGCACCCGCCCAACCCCGCCGUGCCGGUGCACCCGGUGCCGCCGCCGCACGCCCUGGCCGCCCACCCCCUGCCCUCCUCGCAUUCGCCACACCCCCUCUUCGCCUCGCAGCAGCGGGACCCGUCCACCUUCUACCCCUGGCUCAUCCACCGCUACCGAUAUCUGGGUCAUCGCUUCCAAGGGAACGACACAAGUCCCGAGAGUUUCCUUUUGCACAACGCUCUGGCCAGAAAGCCAAAGCGGAUUCGAACCGCCUUCUCGCCGUCCCAGCUUUUAAGGCUAGAGCACGCUUUUGAGAAGAACCAUUACGUGGUGGGAGCGGAAAGGAAGCAGCUGGCUCACAGUCUCAGUCUUACGGAAACUCAGGUAAAAGUAUGGUUUCAGAACCGGAGAACGAAAUUCAAAAGGCAAAAGCUAGAGGAAGAAGGCUCAGAUUCUCAACAGAAGAAAAAAGGGACACACCACAUUAACCGGUGGAGAAUUGCUACCAAGCAGGCGAGUCCGGAGGAAAUAGAUGUGACCUCAGACGAUUAAAAGUCCAAACCCAAUCCUACAAAAAUGGACAGCACAGAGCAAGAAAGACAGGGAGAGGAGGGGAAGAAAAACCCUACAAAACAAAAACAAACUGCACACACAUCCACCGAGAAAGGGAGAGAGGGAAUCAGAGCAGUGACGCUCGCAGCAGACUUUGGACAGCGAGGGCACUGGACCGGGAACCGGCGCCGGGCCGGGCACCGCUUACAGGACAGCAGAGGACGGAGGCCCGAUCAUCAACAUGCAACCCUCGUCUAAAGAGGCAGCUGAGUGAGUGAGAGAGACAGAGACUGGGAGGGAGAGAGAGGAAUGAGAGAGAGAGAGAGAGAGAAUGAAUGAUCCUUGUGAGGCAAAGGCACAUUCUGACAAGGGGAGCUGUCAGUCAAAUGCCAAACCAGGGAAACAAGAUGAUUGGCGGGUAUUCCGCUUAUCGAAGUCCAUUUAGAAAUGAUAAUGAUUUUUUUUUUUGGAAAAAAAAAGGCACAGGACUUUUAAUUUUGCACUUCACAGUGUUUCCCCCUCAUCUUUAAUUAGAAAUAACAUACAAAAUUCCAUGUCUAGCCCCAUCCUACACCUGUUUCAAAACUUGAAUUGCAUGUAGCAGUUGUCGGGCGAAUGGUGUCUAAAAACUGAAUUGUAAUUUUAUUCCUCUUUUAAAGACAGGUUCUGUGUAUUUUUAUUUUUUAUUUUUUUUCUGAGAAAUGUUCAGUCUGUAAAAACACUUUUUUGAUACCUUCUAUUGUCAAAGUGAUUGUGAAAGCUAAACGAAGUAGGCUCGGAGAUAGUGGUCCUCUGACAGAGAAAUGAGGGAGCAGGACUGGGAUGGAGGGCGGGGGAGGGUGCCCCUGAGAAGAAUCAGGACUCAUGCUAGGGGUAAAAACAACCCACGAUAAAAGACCCAAAUUAAUUCUAUUUCUUGGAUAUUUCCUUUCCUAACAUUCUGAUACUUUAAAUCACCAAGUCAACUUUUCCUUUUAGUGGUUGGAGAGAUUGACUGCAUCCAGCCACUCAUCAUAAUGGCCAUUCAGAACUUUUAAGUCUGUCUAUUGCAAAAGUGGAAGGAAGGACUGUAUUUAAUGGGGUGAUGGUGGCGUGGCCAAGGACAUGGGAGUUUUCAAGCACUGAGUUUCUCUUCCAAGACCAUAGACUUACUAAAGAGGGUUACAAAUGCUUCCUUAGUGUCUUCUAUACCAGAUUGUAAAUAUUUUUGUGUUUUGUGUUAAUUUGUUAGAAUUCUAACACACUAUAUACUUCCAAGAAGUAUGUCAAUGUCAAUAUUUUGUCAAUAAAGAUUUAUCAAUAUGCCCUCA